This is a messenger RNA of Bombina bombina (fire-bellied toad), 4616 nucleotides long. RefSeq names its product ADP ribosylation factor 3 (gene ARF3). Bases 199 to 744 code for a protein of 181 amino acids. Gene Ontology annotation, molecular function: GTP binding; GTPase activity. The record is from RefSeq and is a predicted model, not a curated record. Gene Ontology annotation, cellular component: cytoplasm; plasma membrane. NCBI's taxonomy places the organism in Eukaryota, Metazoa, Chordata, Amphibia, Anura, Bombinatoridae. The transcript has 6 exons. Gene Ontology annotation, biological process: intracellular protein transport; vesicle-mediated transport.
UCGGAGAGGACAGAGAAGUCGCUGCGGUAGGGAAGGAAGAAAAGGUGGAGGAGGUAACGGUAGAACAGAAGUGAACAAUCCACUCCAGCUUAAAAUGAAAUGGGAACAUGAAGUUUGAAAAAUAACGCCACAAGAUGGCAUAUGUGGAAAACGCUUGACCCUUGUUAAAAUCAUACACAAGAACAUCUGAAAGAAGUCAUGGGGAAUAUAUUUGGAAACCUGUUGAAGAGCCUCAUUGGGAAGAAGGAAAUGCGAAUACUUAUGGUGGGACUUGAUGCAGCUGGAAAGACCACCAUCCUGUACAAACUGAAGCUGGGAGAAAUUGUGACCACUAUCCCUACAAUAGGUUUCAAUGUGGAGACGGUGGAAUACAAGAAUAUCAGCUUUACAGUGUGGGAUGUAGGCGGCCAAGAUAAGAUCAGGCCACUCUGGAGACACUAUUUCCAGAACACUCAGGGUUUAAUAUUCGUGGUAGACAGCAAUGACCGAGAGCGAGUAAACGAGGCACGAGAGGAGUUGAUGAGGAUGCUGGCAGAAGAUGAGCUGAGGGACGCAGUGUUGCUUGUUUUUGCAAACAAACAGGACCUGCCGAAUGCUAUGAACGCCGCUGAGAUAACAGACAAGCUGGGGCUGCAUUCACUACGCCACCGCAAUUGGUAUAUCCAGGCCACCUGCGCCACCAGUGGAGAUGGUCUUUACGAGGGGCUGGACUGGCUAGCCAACCAACUGAAGAAUAAAAAGUGAAGGUGACAUCACAACCUACCUCCGCCUCCCCAGCGUGCACCUGCCUCUUCCUCCCCCAUCCUUUUCGUCCCACAAUCUCUCCCCAGGCAUACCAGGUUGGUGUUGGUUUCUGGCACAGACCACACCAUCCUACCUGCUUCUCUGGGUUCCACACUAUCUCUUUAUUUGCCGUUUUGGUUUGGGGUGUUUUUAUCGGGUGCCGUGAUUCCUGACUCAUCCAGCUGCUGUUUCUUGCUCUUCUUUUUGUCCUUUGAAGAUUUUGGUGGGGAAGGACUAGGGAGAAUUGGCUGUAUGAGCCAUAAUAUCCUCCCCCUGGUAAACAGGGUUAGUACCUAAAAGGAUAUGGGAGCAGUGCUGUUUUGUGUCUGUAUGUACUGUGGAAGCUCCCUAUACAGACGACUUGAGGGAUAUAUUUGUCUUUUUGUGUUUGCAAAGCAGGUUUUUUCCCAUGUAAGAUGGUUUUAUUAGUGAAACAAUAAACAGAAUAGUUUCUUUUUAACAAGUAGUAAUCCAAGAUCUAGCCCUGAGAUUAAACCCCAAAUGCUUUGUACAAUUACAAAGCUUCAGCUUAGUAUUUUCCGUGAUCUGUUUCCUUCCUGGCCCCUCUCACAUUUGCAGCAAGACAACAUAAUAAAAUUAACUAGUGUGCUUAUGGAUCAGUGUGAUGAUUACAAAACUAAACCUGUUGUAUAAAUCGGCACCAGAGUUGUAAAAUAGCAGUUGCAUUUAUAUUUAUUUAUUUUGAUUAAGUCCUGUGCACCAGUUUUGUAAUCAUAGCACUUGAUUGUUAUGGCAUAGUGUUUGAAUUGAGGUGUUGAAAUGUACCAUAUAUAACAAUAAAACAAAUCCUAAGGGUCUGGCAUCAGAAAAAAGUAAUACACCUUGUAUAGAUGUUAAACUUCAGUGCUACUACAACUAUUCCAGGGUGGCAGCUAGCUCAUGAACUUCAAUAUAUCACUCAUGACAAGGACCUAAUGGUAAAAAAACAACAAAAAUGUUUUGUUUCACUGAUCCAGUGAAUGGACCUUGUGCACAAUGGACCUUGUGCACAACUUGUCCCUAUGUGUUUAAUCUUUUUGCAGUGGCUAAACAUAUAGGGCACAUGAUUUGUAUUAGUUUGACUUCUAUGUACCAUUAAUAGUUAAAAUGUAGUUAAAUACCAGGACAUUUACUCUUUUUCUUAUGGGACUAUAGUGAUUUUAUAGAUAAGCUUAGGCCAGAGCUUAAGUGAUCCGGUAAAUGUGUGUCCAGAGUGCCUCAAAUUAAAAUUAUAAUUUUCACAAGUGUAAUCUACAUGACAAUAGUGGAAUAAAAAAGUAAUGAUAAAGUCUUCAUUUAUCACAAGAAUACUAGAGCAUUGUACAUGACUUGGACAAGAUCAGAUUUCCUUUAGUUUUGUAUAUAAGACCUUAUUAACAAACUUAUCAAAAGUAGAUUCCAUGUCACUACAGUAUAAUAUAGACCAAAUGUGCUCUAAUCCCACUGCAUUUUAUUGCAAUCUAUAAAGCAUUUUAAUAAUUUGUGAAUACAUUAUUGGUUCCAGUUAGUCUUUUACAUAUUAAAACAAUGGCAAUGGCCAUUUCAUAUUUACAGUCAUUUGGACCCUGUCUGAGAGUUAAAUGUGUAUGGUCUAAGUUUGCUGAUUUUACUUAAUUUUUGAGCACCUGCCGUAAUGAAAUAAGAGGUUAUUCAAGCACAGUAUGCUCCAGUAGUUAAAAUGUCACCACCCUUAUUUAUAAUAACUGGAAGUACUCCCAAUGAUGUCACUGUGGCAGUCAGCACUCAUUCUGUCAAUUACAUCACUGGGAGUAGAUCCAACUAUUAGGUCGCUGUGGUUCCAAAUGUGUCUUCUUGCGUUAAACACGAGUGUAGAGUUAAAAUGUGCAACACCUCUGUUCAAACUCAAAGUUGCUUUUAUAUUCUCAUGAUUGUCCUGCAUUAAUAUGAAGGAAAACAAAAUAGAACGCAGUUAUAAAGAUAAUAUAUAUAUUAUAUAUGAAAUUUGGUACUGACUAUGAAGCAGAAGGUACAAAUAUAUUUUAGUUCUGAGGUGAGAUAUCCUUAUUUCAUAAUUAUGAAUUGAUUUUCCAAGUGACCUUUUCUUGCCUGAACCUAGAAUAGAUGGAAUAUUUAUUUGAGUUGUGGUAUGCAGAUGCUAGGAUCUUGAGUUGUGCAUGAUAUCUGAGUAAGUGAAAAGCAUAUCAUAAAUCUGGAUUGAGGUGCCAUUCAUUUUUGAUGUAACCUCUUAGAGAAGAAAUCCAUAUAAGAAAAACACAACUUGUAUUUAACAAGGUGUAAACAUUGUUAUGGCUUGGCAGAGAUUUCUACCUGCUUUUGAACUAAACUUCCAGUAAAUUACAUUCCAUUUCCACUCCUCACCAUCACUUUAUUUAUUUAUUUAUUUAUUUAUUUAUAAAAUAUUUUACCAGGAAGGAUACAUUGAGAUUUCUCUCGUUUUCAAGUAUGUCCUGGGUCCACAAGACAUUGUAUUGAUAACAUAGGGUACAAUAAAAUACAAAAAAUAAUAAUAAUACACAAUAUAUGCAAAAAUAUUUAACAUAGAACAGGUAUUUAAUCAACCAUGACAGGUGCAUUCUGUUUUGAGAUAUGUAGAGAGGGAUCUCUUAAAGGUUAUUAGGCUUGGGGAAGGUUUGAAAGUGUGCGGGAGGUUGUUCCAUAAUUGUGGUGCUCUGUAGGAAAAGGAGGAUCGAGCUGCUUUCUUGCCACCAGUUAAGCAGACAUUUGAGCAUAGGCAUCUUGCAUGAGCUUUAGCAUCUUUACAUGCCCUGUAAGUUGUGGGGACAUCUCAGACUCUCAUCACACACCUACAAUGGCUGGAGCUAAUGCAUUGGAAAUUUGCUUUAAAGGCAAGUGUUUUAUCCAAAGAAGAAGGGAUUUAGCUGACAACCGUUUUUAAAGUUAAUUUACAUUUAAGGCAAAAUUAUUCAUAUUGAUUGCAAAAUCAGGAAUUAAAAAACAAAACAAAAAAAACUACCUGAUGAAAGUAAAAGAUCCCAGGGAGGAGAGCGUUAGUUUGAAUACUUAAUGUUGGAGUUAACUUAAAAAAGCUUAUUUGCAGGAUUUAUGGGCAAAUGCUAGAUCAUUAAGCAACUUGUUUAUAUAUUGUAAUAUCUUACAUUUUAAACCUAAUUUAAAGUUGGGUAAAGUGCUACUUUGUGUUGGAUAAUUCUCCAAAUGUGUGCACUAAUGAAGUUCACUUAAAGUGAGCACUGAUGUUUGAAUUAAAUGAUCUUCUGGCAGCAAGAUGAUUAAAAUAAACACAAAAAGCCUAAAUACAAAUACAUUAUAAAAUAAACAUUAAAGUAUUAUUAAGUGGGAUUAUGUAAAGAACAAAUAUUGUUUCUUUAAACUUCAGGCAAAUAAGGGUUUUGUGUAAGUGGCAUGCCCAUUACCUUUGUGACAAAGCCCCAAGUCAUAAAACGUACCUAGAGUUGGCUACUGGUGGUCAAACUCUUAGUAUCUAUUCACGAUCUCCCAUUCAGUCCAGAGGUAAAGUAUCUGAAUAUGUGACAUUAUUAUGUUUAGAUGCUCUUAGCAUCUUACAAUCCAUGCAGUGCACUUUUUACAUAAGGGACCAUUUAGAUUCUCCAGCAAUGAUUGAUUUGAUAUUUCUCUAUAUACUUUGUAUUUUAUUUAUAUUUUCCUGCUUUUUCCUACUUCUGUGACUUCAUGCUUUUUGCCUUGGUAUCUCAUUCUUAACUGUAUUCUCUUCUUUCUCUUAAUCUUUUACUUCUGGUCUGUGUGUGGUGUAAAGUGGAACGUAUGGUUUUAUGCUGGGUAUUAUUUUUGUUUGUAUAUUUUGGAAUGUAAGCUGUAUGUAUUUAAAGAUAAUUAAACCACUGGAAACAAAA